This is a messenger RNA of Arachis stenosperma, 1176 nucleotides long. Its product is annotated as protein TIC 20-IV, chloroplastic. The transcript has 4 exons. The record is from RefSeq and is a predicted model, not a curated record. Bases 147 to 1019 code for a protein of 290 amino acids. Lineage: Eukaryota; Viridiplantae; Streptophyta; Magnoliopsida; Fabales; Fabaceae.
CCGGCCCAUUACUGAAAGAGCUUCUUCUCUCUCACUUUAUCGUUUUCGUUUCUUUAAUCCCUUCCUUCAAUUUCCGCUUCCUCUUCUUCUUUCUUCAAACUACCAUUACACCAAGGUUCUCCUCAUCUUGGUAGAUACAAAAGGAUAUGGCACCUCAAUUGGUUGCAGCCUCCUGUGGCUUAUCUUCUUCACAUCUUUGCCAUCCUCAUGUUCCUCCUAUCAGGAGUAGAGUUUUGAGUCCAAAAGGCACUGCUAUCAACUUGAAAAAGAGUCAUGGCAUGUCUCUUCCAGCCAUUUCUUUGGGAAGAACAUAUAUCCCAUUGUUGACUGCUGUUCCAAGGAAAACAGAUAAGCCAUCACUGAUUGCUGCUUUGGGAAAAACAUAUGCCGCACUGACAGCUGAUUCAUCCACAUAUUUUUCCGGUGACCGAGAUCAUCUCACACUCAAAACUCCUACAUCUCGUGGAUCCAAUUCGAAGAUCCGUGGUCAAGCAUACAUAUAUCAUUCUUCUGGCUUUCGAAUCCCUGCAAAUGCAGAGAAGCCAGAAUGGUGGUGGAGGACACUAUGUUGUAUUCCCUAUCUAAUUGCAUUGCAGAUGUCUGCAACUGGGUUUUAUCUUGAACCUUUACUCGAAAAAUUCCCACUUUUCCAAAAUCUGAUCUACUAUAUCCCCGGAGCCGUCAACAGACUACCAACCUGGUUCCCCAUACUCUAUUGCUAUUUGGCCAUCAUUGGAGUUGUAAAGAACAGUAGAUUUCCCCUUCUCUUCAGGUACCAUGUAAUGAUGGGAAUGCUACUCGAAAUCGCGCAGCAGAUAUUCUGGGUCACGUGCAAUUUCGUGCCACUUAUACACUUCAAAGGGACACUUGGUAUGUAUUAUUGGGGUGGUGUGGCUUUGGCAUAUAUUCUCAUAUUGGGAGAGUGUAUAAGGUGUGCACUUCUGGGUACCUUUGUGAAGAUCCCUGUUAUUAGUGAAUCAGCAUUCAUUCAUUCUCUAUAUGGUUUAGGAUUAAGGUAGUGUUGUGAGUGAUCAAGAAAGAGAGAGCAUAAUGUACUUGUAUGUGGAUUUUGCAGCUGAAAGCAAGGAUGUUAUGGUUGGUUUGACUUUCUUCCAUUACAGUUACAAUAUGAAUGGUCAAAUAGAUGAGGGGCUAUAUAUUCUUUCUGAUAGAGAA